UUGCAUAUACAUACAUAUAUGUGAAUAUACUGAACAAUUAUGUUAUAGGUAUGACAGGUGAUGGUAUAUGUAAAGUAAGUUUAUAUACAUAAGAUUAUAUUAUUUUAAAUAAUUUCUAUCAAGAAGUUUUUUUUUUUUUUGUUAUAUUAUUUCUUUCGUAAUCAUUUGUUUCUAGUUUGACUAAUCACUAUUCUUUGCUUUAAGCAGAUACAAUACUCAUUUGUUAUAUAGAAUUCAUUUAUGUUCAAUAGUCUUUCUUUUUUCUCACAAUUCCUAUAAUAUAAUAUAUAUCAAUCGGCAAGGACGUAACAGAUGUUUACAAAAUGGUCAAGCAUAAGAAUAAAUGACCAUCAGUUUUCUUCUUUUGAUAUAUAUAUAUACAUACAGAUUGUAGUUGCUGUCUUGUUCUUAAUAUUUGAUCUUAUGUCAUAGAUUUAUACUGAAUAUGAAAGACAUAUUUGAUAUCAUGCUUGGAUUUUUUUUGUCAAAUAACACGUACAGAAAGUAGAGAUUAAAAGUAUGAACAUGGUAUUAAGUUAUUUUAAUUAUAUCAUCUUAAGAAUAAAUAUAACAAAACCGUUCAGUGUAAAAAGAAAAAAAUAACUCAUAUUUUAGAUGAUUUGAUGAUGAUGAUGAUGAUGAUGAAAACAAGAACAACAGAUAUGUGCUUUUAUUAUCGACGAUUUUUCUUAGUAGUUUUAUUGUUUCUAUGGGAAUUGACAAGUUACUGUCAAGGCUAUUGGAUUCGUGAUCUUUCCUAUUGUCCACGUAAACGUGAAGCAAUUCGACAAAGACAAUGUUUUAAAUCAUGUUUUGAUGAUAGUGAUUGUCGAAGUCGAUAUCGUUCAUGUGUAUGUGAUUAUGAUUGUGGAAUGUCAUGUGUUAAACGAGGUAUUAGUUGUCCAUUUUUAACACCACCGGAACAUGGUCGUAUAACAUAUUCAAAUGGAAAUAAAUUUGGUUCACGUGCUUCAUACGAAUGUAAUAAAGGAUAUAUACUUGAAGGUUCAAAAUAUCGUCAUUGUCAAGGUGAUAUGUGGUGGGGAUCAUCAGAUACCAUACCAUAUUGUGCUAAAGAAGUUUUUUGUAAUCGACCACCGGAUAUAAUAAAUGCGGUCAAUGACGUUCCAAGUACGGUUACAACAUUUCAUGCAGGUUAUUCAGUUAAAUAUACUUGUUUAAUUGGUUAUGUUGGAAUUGGUACAACAACAUCUGAAUGUACGUUUUUGGGUCAAUGGACAUUUGCAACAUUAAAAUGUACACCAAUUGAUUGUGGUUCACCGGGUAUAUUACGUAAUGGAUUUUUAAGUGGUGAACGAUUUGAUUAUCCAAAUAUAAUUGCAUUUUUUUGUAAUGAUGGGUUUGAACUUAUUGGAAAAGAUACAACACGCGCUUGUCAAGAAAAUGGUUUAUGGUCGGGAACUAUGCCUAUUUGUCAAAAAAAAUCAUGCAGUGCACCACCAAUAGUCAGUCAUGGUGAAAUAAUUCAACCAGAUCGUACAACAAAUGAAACUAUUCAAUAUAUUUGUCAAGAUGGAUAUCAAUUACAAGGUCCAUCAAUACUAAAAUGUGUUUCAUCUCAAUGGCAACCAAUACCACCAACAUGUGAACCAAUAACAUGUGAUGAUCCUCAAAAAUAUUUUAAUGGCUAUAUUGAAUCAUUAUCAGUUAACAAUUCAUUAAAAUAUCUCAUUAAUUCAAUAAUUACAUUUCAAUGUCCAUCAAAUUUAACAUUACGAGGUUCACGUAUCUCAAAAUGUCAAAUAAAUGGAAGUUGGGUACCAAAAAUUCCAAAAUGUGAAAAAUCAAUAUCUUGUUCAAUUCCAUCAUUACCACGAAAUGCACGUUAUAUAAAUCUUCGUUCAUAUAUACAAAAAAUUCAUGAUGGUAAUCAUUUAGAAUAUAUAUGUGAAAAUUCUGAAUAUCAUCAAAAAAUUUUUUGUCGACGAGGAAAAAUUUUACCACAAAAACCAAUAUGUUAUAAUGGUUGUCAUGUAAAUAAUAAAAAUGAAAUAAAAUUUUCAAAAACAUUUUAUCAACAUCGAGAAAAAAUUUCUUAUACAUGUACAAAUAAUAGUUUACCAUUAUUACUUAAUGAAACAAUAAGUUGUAUUGAUGGAAAUCUUUCGAUACAACCUAUAUGUCAAACAAUUAAAUGUACUGUACCUCAUAUGCUUUUUGUACGUAAUAUUAUCAAUACAACAAUAUCCUCGGGUACAUUAAUUGAACAAGGUUCAUCAUUUUUCUAUACAUGUUUGGAAGAUUAUCAACCAAUGAUGGAAUCAACUAAAGUUGAAUGUCUAGAAGAUGGAAAAUUAUCUCAUCAACCACAUUGUACACCAAAACAAUGUAAAGAACAUCCACCAAUAAUAACAAAUGGUCGAACUAUAUUUCAUUCAACAAAACAUGGUUCUAUAGCAAAAUAUCGUUGUUUUCCAGGUUAUAAAAUUGAAAAUAAUCAUUUAGCAAAAUUAACAUGUCAAUUUGGACAAUGGCUACCUAAACAACCACCAAAAUGUUUACCAAUUUUCUGUACUAAUCCAGGUCCACUUGCAAAUGGUCGAAUUUAUGUUGUUUUAAAAGAUCAACGUGUAUCAUCUCUUCCAAUUCGUAGUGAAUUUCGUUCGUAUAUACCAAAUGUUGGACAUAGUAGAACGCUUGAAUUCGAAUGUAAUUCAGGUUAUAUUCUUCAUGGUCCAUCAGGUUUAACAUGUAAUCAUGGUCGAUGGAUGCCUUCGGAACGACCACGUUGUAUUUUUGAAAAUCAUAUACAACCAAAUAUAAUCUUUACAGGUUAA
Messenger RNA from Rotaria sordida, 2798 nucleotides. Lineage: Eukaryota; Metazoa; Rotifera; Eurotatoria; Philodinida; Philodinidae. The record is from the annotation of a GenBank genome assembly.